Messenger RNA from Colias croceus (clouded yellow), 1228 nucleotides. It is a transcript of the gene Wdr82, whose product is annotated as WD repeat-containing protein 82. Gene Ontology annotation, molecular function: protein binding; chromatin binding. Lineage: Eukaryota; Metazoa; Arthropoda; Insecta; Lepidoptera; Pieridae. The coding region runs from base 228 to 1175 and encodes 315 amino acids. Gene Ontology annotation, cellular component: Set1C/COMPASS complex. The transcript has a single exon. The record is from RefSeq and is a predicted model, not a curated record.
UUCUAUCUGUCACUAUUGAUCGAUUGUUUGGUGAUGUUUUGUACCUAUUCGAUUGUCGGCGAUCGCAAAACAUAAUUCUAUUCAUUAUAUUUUGUUGAUUCUAAAUUGAUUCUGAUGCUUCGGAAAAAACUUCAUCAAAUGCUGGAUAAAUAAACUUAACAUUUAAGUAAUAACAUUUAUGUUUCAAUCGUAUUUUAUAAGUUAAAAAGAUCUUAAAAUUAUAACCAAUGAUGAAACUAGUGGAUCAAGUUGUGAGGAGUUUUAAGGUGGCAAAAGUUUUCCGAGAAAAUACUGAUAAAAUUAAUAGUAUAGACUUCUCACCGAGUGGAGAGACUUUAAUAUCGUGCAGUGAAGAUGACCAAAUUGUUAUAUACGAUUGUGAAAAAGGAACGCAGAUGAUAACUGUAAAUAGUAAAAAAUAUGGUGUUGAUUUAAUCCAUUUUACACAUGCUAAGAACACUGCAAUUCAUAGUUCAACCAAAGUUGAUGACACUAUAAGAUAUUUAUCAUUACAUGAUAACAAAUAUAUACGAUAUUUCCCAGGACAUACAAAAAAGGUUGUAACAUUGUGCUUAUCGCCUGUGGAAGAUACCUUUCUCUCAGGUUCAUUGGAUAAAACUCUACGUCUCUGGGAUUUACGCUCUCCAAAUUGCCAAGGUCUUAUGCAUUUAUCAGGUAGACCAGUUGCAGCUUAUGACCCUGAAGGGCUUAUUUUUGCAGCUGGUGUCAAUUCAGAAAGUAUUAAAUUGUAUGACUUAAGAUCAUUUGAUAAAGGACCAUUUGUAACUUUUAAAUUAAAUCAGGAAAAAGAAUGUGAUUGGACAGGUCUUAAGUUUUCUCGUGAUGGAAAAACAAUGCUUAUAAGUACAAAUGGUUCCAUUAUAAGGUUAGUUGAUGCCUACCAUGGGACUCCACUUCAAACAUUUACUGGACAUCUUAAUAAUAAAGGAAUACCGAUUGAAGCAUCCUUCAGCCCUGAUUCACAAUACAUAUUUAGUGGAUCUACAGAUGGAAGAGUACAUGUCUGGAAUGCUGAUACCGGAUACAAAGUCUGCGUUUUAAAUGGUGAUCAUCCUGCACCCAUUCAGUGUGUUCAAUUUAAUCCAAAAUAUAUGUUACUAGCAUCUGCUUGUACCAAUAUGGCAUUCUGGCUUCCAACUAUAGAUGAUGUUUGAAUAAGAUUAUUAAACUUUGAGAUAUACAUAAUAAAUGUCUUUAUAUUUUUCAA